Hemicordylus capensis (graceful crag lizard) is the source of this 8311-nucleotide messenger RNA. RefSeq names its product low density lipoprotein receptor class A domain containing 3 (gene LDLRAD3). Gene Ontology annotation, biological process: receptor-mediated endocytosis. Gene Ontology annotation, cellular component: plasma membrane. Gene Ontology annotation, molecular function: protein binding. The transcript has 6 exons. The record is from RefSeq and is a predicted model, not a curated record. Bases 47 to 1144 code for a protein of 365 amino acids. NCBI's taxonomy places the organism in Eukaryota, Metazoa, Chordata, Lepidosauria, Squamata, Cordylidae.
UUACGAAGUAUGCAAGUCCAGAAUUGCAGCUGCGUAGCGCAGCCUAAUGCACGUUUCCCAGCAGGGAGUAGUCCGAAGGGACUUGCUCGCUCGGGCGCGAAAGCAGCAUCCUAGAGCUUCAGCGCCUUCCGAGCUCAAGAUCUGCGAGGACUGGAGAGAGGACGGAAACAGCUCCUGCUGCACUGGGGAAACUGGAGCGCCGCCGGGCAGAGGGGAGAGAGGCUGCCUGGGAUCAGCGGCGCCGAUGCGGUGGCUGCUCUCCGCGCCGCCAGGAGCUGAGGAGGAAGGCCAGUUGUUGCCUUGGAAUAACUUCACAAAUGAAUGUAACAUCCCUGGAAACUUCAUGUGCAGUAAUGGACGCUGCAUCCCAGGAGCCUGGCAAUGUGAUGGGCAGCCAGAUUGCUUUGAUGAAAGUGAUGAGAAAGAAUGCCCAAAAGCCAAAUCUAAAUGUGGCUCCACGUUUUUCCCCUGUGCAAGUGGAAUUCACUGUAUCAUUGGUCGCUUCCGAUGCAAUGGUUUCGAGGACUGUCCUGAUGGUAGUGAUGAAGAAAACUGCACAGCAAAUCCCUUGUUAUGUUCGACUGCCCGGUUUCAUUGUAGGAACGGCCUCUGCAUUGAUAAGAGUUUUGUGUGUGAUAAUCAGAAUAACUGCCAGGACAACAGUGAUGAAGAGAGCUGCGAAAACCCUCAAGAAGCUGACAGUGACCAGGAUUAUGUGACCACAGAGCCUCAGCUGCUUUACUAUCCCAGCAUUACAUAUGCAAUCAUUGGUAGUUCAGCCAUUUUUGUGAUGGUUGUGGCCCUUCUUGCUUUGGUCUUGCACCACCAGCGGAAACGCAACAACCUCAUGACACUCCCUGUGCACCGCCUGCAACAUCCUGUCCUCCUGUCCCGGCUCGUUGUCCUUGAUCACCCACAUCACUGCAGCGUCACCUACAAUGUCAACAAUGGAGUUCAGUACAUGUCUAACCAGGCUUACCAUCGGCCACCAGAUUUAGACUCCCCACCAUCUUAUUCAGAAGCUGUACUAGACCAAAGGUAUGUGCAGAAGCCGGGAGGCAUGCCUCUCCAGGUUAAACCUUUAAUUCAGAUGGAGACAGGAAAGAGGAUUGAGAAGUUACAAUGUCCAUAUUUUGAACUGUGAUCUUUCAAAGUGGAGAUACUCCUAAAAAGCCACGGAAUCAGCAGGGUCCUACACAAAGCGCCCUGUCCGAGAAGGAGAAGAAAGACAAACCUGGGACAGUGCCGAUGAUAAAGCCACUGGUAUAAUUUGUUUAUUUGUGAGCGACUCUAUAUUGGUGCAUUUAAGAAAUAAACAGCAUGCAAAGGAUAUGUGGGAGACUCUGAAGAAAUUGUAUGAAAGUAAGUCAGUGUUCUUCAGUGUACAUCAAAUUAUAAAGAUUUGUAAUAAGAAACUAAAGGAGGGAGUGGAUCUGUCUAAGCACAUAAAUGAGAUGGAGACAUCACGACAAUUGCAAACACACUGAGUAAUUUUGCCUGAUACAGUUCAGAUGGGAUUGUUAUUGAACAGUCUUACUGGGCAUUUUGAGCCUGUUGUAAAUGCAUUAGAAGGGAAUCCCAGACAUAUGCAGGCUCAAUGUCCUCAGAACAAAGAAUUUGCAACUAAAAUAGAAGUGGGACUACAUUUCAAGAGAAGUGAGUUGCCUAAGCAUACAAGAAAAAUGCAUGGAAGCAAGGAGAGAAUAGGUCUAACAAAUAUAAAGCGUAUGCUGCUAAUACAAAGAAGAAUUUAAAAGCUAGUUCUACAAAAUGUAAUGCUGAAAUUUGUACUGCACAACCAGCAAUUCGAUUAAAGAAAAAGAAAGAUUUACUGAGUUGGACACAAAUUAUAAGGUUCCUAUUUUUCUAGCGGAUGGGAAGCAGACUUUUGCUGAAGGCAUAGGUUCUGCAGGGCUACACUGCAAACUACAAAAAGGUGAAACAGUGAAACUGACUGUUAAGGAUUCCUUUUUUUUGCCUACACUUGAGUCCAGCCUGAUGUCGGUUAAAUAUGCAACAGAGAGGAGUUGUGAGGUAGAAUUCAAAGGAAAACACAGGGGUUUUUUCAUAGACAAAGGUGAGCUACUUAUGAAAGGGACUUUGCAAAAGAGUGGCCUAUUUGAAGUGGAUUGUAUAAAUGAAGAGAACAAAAUUACAAAGCAAAGUUCACAUUAAAAAUGCUUGAAUUUAUGGCAUAGAAGAAUAGGACACAGAUAUCCCAAUGCAAUACUUCAACUGGAGAAGGAGGAUCCAGCCAGUAAUGUAGAGUCCAAAUGUACAUGCUGUGUAAGGCCGAAGGGAACUAAACCCACCUUUCCUCAAUGCAGAGAACGAGAGACACAGCAACCUCUUGAGCUGAUAGUGAUAUUGUAGGCCUAUACAGAUCAAUUCCUUAGGGGGGAAACAAGUAUUUGUUAACUUUCAUAGAUGAUUAUUCAAGAUUACAUUAGUGAAAAGAACAAAGUAUUUGAAAAAUUGAAGGAGUAUGUUGCAAGAGUUUGCAAUAAGUUUAGAAGGAAACCUCAAAUUCUGAGAUCAGACAGUGGAGGUGAAUAUACAACUGAAUAUCUGGAAAAGGAGGGCAUUGAACAUCAAAUUGCAAUGCCAUAUACUCCAGAACAAAAUAAAUAAAACAUAAAAAUCAAUUAAAACUCAAAAACUGCUUAAAACAAAAAAAUUACAAUAUUUAAAAUUACAAAAGCUAAAAGGCCUGGUUAAAAAGAUGAGUCUUCAAAGAUCUUUUAAAAACCGCUAGAGAUGGGGAGAAUCUUAUGUCAGCAGGAAGCGCAUUCCAAAGUCUUGGAGCGACAACUGAGAAGGCCCGUCCCUGAGUGGCCACCAAAUGACUUGAAGGUAGCCACAGAUGGGCCUCCCCUGACAAACUCAGUGGACGAUGGGGAUCAUGCAGAAGAAGAUGUUCUCUUAAAUACCUUGGGCCUAAGCUGUUUAGGGCUUUAUAGGUUAUAACCACCACUUUGUAUUUUGCCCAGAAACCUAUUGGCAACCAUUGUAACUCCUGUAAUAUAGGAAUAAUAUGGUCUCUUCGAGAUGACCCAAAGACCAACCUGGCUGCUGCAUUCUGUACUAAUUGUAGUUUCUGGACUACGUACAAAGGCAGCCCCACAUAGGCAUUGCAGUAAUCAGGUCUGGAGGUUACCAGCACAUGUACUACAGUUCUGAGGUCAUGAAUCUCAAGAAACAGAUGCAGCUGGCAUAUCAACUGAAGCUGAUAAAAAGCACUUCUGGCCACUGCCUCAGUCUGAAAAACCAAGGAGAGGUGUGAAUCCAGAAGCACUCCCAAACUGCAUACCUGUUCCUUCUGAGGAAGUGUGACCCCAUCUAGAACAGGCAGAUAAAUAUUGUUUCCUGAAUAACAACCCCACACAAGUACUUCCAUCUUGUCUGGUUUCAGUCUCAGUUUGUUGUCCCUCAUCCAGCCCAUUACCACCUUCAGGCAGGCAUUCAGGGAAGAUAUGCCUUCUCCUGAUGAAGUUGACAUGGAGAAAUAGAUAUGGGUGUCAUCAACGUACUGAUAGCAUCCAGCACCAAAUCCCCGGAUGAUCUCUCCCAGCGGUUUCAUGUAGAUCUUAAGAAGCAUUGGAGACAAUAUGAACCCUGAGAGACCCCAUAUAAAAGCUCAAGUUUUGAAGAGCAACAGUCUCCAAGUGACACCAUCUAGAAUCUUCCUGAGAGAUAAGAGCGGAACCACCGCAAAGCAGUGCCUCAUACACCCAACUCCCUCAGACGUUCCAGAAGGAUACUAUGGUCGAUAGUAUCAAAAGCCGCCGAGAGAUCCAAAAGGACCAACAGAGUCACACUUCUACCAAGUCCUAAUUGGAGAUCAUCCAUCCAGCUGACCAAGGCAGUCUCCACCCGGUAGCCAGCUCAAAAACCAGUUUGAAAUUGGUCUAGAUAAUCACUUUCUUCCAAGACUGCCAGGAGCUGGGAGCCACCACCUUUAGGUCUAAUAAUUGUCUCCUUUAAACAAGGGGGCAUCCUGCCCUCCCUCAGAAAGGCAUUAAUAAUUGCCACCAGGCCCUCCACAACCACCUCCCUGCCAGAUAGUGUAAGCCACGUCGGGCAAGGAUCAAGUAGACAGGUGGUAGGACGCACCGUUCCAAGCAGCUUGUCCACAUCCUCAGGAGUCACAAACUGAAAAUGAUCCAGUUUAACCACACAAUAGGAGUUGCUGGAUAUCUCUGCAUCUGAUACUGCGCUAACUGUGGAGUAGAAGUCUAAAUCGGCCUGAAUACGAUAUAUUUUGUCCACAAAAACUCAUUAAAAGCAUCACAGCGGGCAACUGAUGGAUCUACAUUUUGAUUCAGGGGAGCAGGGGGUCGUACUAGCCCCCUCACAACCCUAAAAAGCUCUGCUGGACAUGAGUUUGCAGAAGCAAUACAGGCAGAAAUGAAGCGCUUCUUUGCUGCACGUUAUAGCCAGAGCAUAGAUCUUUAAGUGUGCUCUGUGUCAUAAUCUGUCAGAUUCAAGUCGAGUCUUCCUCCACUUGCAUUCCAGUCAUCUACUGCUUCAGCUCCUGCAGAUCUUCCAUAUACCAAGAAGCCAUUUUUGAAGUGGGUCGGAGAGGACCAGUUUUCCACCAGGGCAUCAACCGGAUCAUCAGCUGAGCCAACAUUAAAUCCAACCAAGGUUUCUUGGAAUGCUAUUGGAUCCAAUAACCUUCUUGGACGGGCCAUAUGCCCCUCACCCUUGCAGAGGUGGGAUGUAACUGUAAGACCAGCCUUAACCAGAUGGUGGUCCGUCCAUGACAAUAGGGAAAAAUAGGAGUCCCCACCCACGGAACACCAUCCUGAUCAGAGUGAAAGACUAGAUCAAGCAUGUGACCAGCAGUAUGUUUCGGCCCGGAGACCACUUGGGAUAAGCCCAUAGCUGUCAUGAACUCCUGAGCUGCUCCAGACAACCAGGUCCCAAAGUGGACAUUGAAGUCCCCCAGCACCACAAGCCUGAGGCACUCCAACACCAAAUCCAAGACCAGGUCAGCAAGCUCAGUUAGGGACUUUGUUGGGCAGCAGGGUGAUCGGUACACCAACAGAAGUCCCAAUCUAUCUCUGGUCCCCAAGCGUAAGUACACACACUCGAUAUGAUCAGACGUUCUGACAGGGAUUCUGGUAAGGAAGAUAUUAUCCUUUAAAGACACAGCCACAAGGUGAUUGCUACUUAUUUACAAAACAGACUGCCUACUAUAGUUAUAAAUAUAACACCAUUUGAAUUGUGGCAUGAAAAGAAGCCUAAUAUGGAGCAUAUUAAAGUUUUUGGCUCAAAUGCACAUGCCUAUGUACCAAAGUCUAAAAGAACCAAAUUGAACUGCAGGUGCCAGGAAGGGAUAUUAGUUUGCUAUACACCAGGAUAUAAAGGGUAUAGAAUACUUGAUCUUGGCACAGAAACUGUAAAAAUGUGUAUGUGUUGUAUUUUGAUGAAAAGAAAAAACAACUGCUGAUGACGUUCCAAAUAUUAAACUGGACAUUCAGAUGCAGAAGAAGCCUGAACAAGAAAAAUCAAAGAAAGAAGUUGAUAUAAUUAUUGUUCCAACUAACUAUCAAGAGCAAAAUGAAAACAUUAAGACUCAGUCAGAGAUAAGGUGCCGUAUCUCAGAGAUAAGGUGCUCAGCAAAAACCAACAAAGGUGUUCCAGCAAAAAUACUCUCAUAUAUUAAUUACUAGAGAAGAAAAAAUGUGCAAGAGCUUAUUACAUGGGGCAUAUUUAUAAAAUGCCAACUGAUCAAGCUUGCAAUUGGAGAAAAGCUGCAGAAAAAGAGAUCCUAUCUCUGCAUAAGACUAAUACUUGGAUACUUUAUAUACUAAUAUAUGUUGAAGAUGUGAUUGUUGUCAAAACAGAGAAGAUGGUGAUGAGAUUGUAAACUAGCUAAACCCGCGCAGAGCAUCUGCAUGCUAGUACUUGAUUGCUCCCCUCACCCCCUGCCAAAGCCCCGCUCACCUCAGAGAUCUCUCCAUCUUCACUUGAGCUUCACUCCUGCUCCUCUUCCAUCUGGUUGCUUCCAUCCCCCUCAACCCUCUUGGUCACUCCUCCAUCCCUCUACUCUAUCCCCCUCACCCCUCUUGGUCAUGGCUGCAGCGUUGCUGGCACCUAUUGGCCAAGAUGCAGCCCCAUAUCCCCAGAGACCUCCUCACCCAAGCCCCACUCCUGCUCUUCCCCACAGGAGCAGGAGCAACAGCAGUUGACCAGGCCCUUCCUCGCUGCUGCCACCACCAUGACCACUUGUUCCCCUCAGGCCACUGACAGGCCUGGGCCCUUCCCUUGCCUGCCUGCCUCCCUCUGCCAAUGGCCUUGGUAGCCCCAAACAGUAACAGUGGUUGACUGGGCUCUUCCUUGCUGCUAGUAGGCACCACCAUGGCCACUUAUUCCCCUCAGGCCGCUGACAGGCUCGGGCCCAUCCCUCACCCUUCCUUCUUUCUCUCUUCCCCUCCCUUCUUUUUCUCUCUUUCUCUUUCCUCCACUCACUCUUCCCCUCUGUCUUUCCCCCCUCCCUUCUUUCUCUCCCUUUCUGAGUUAACAGAUCUUUUUCAUCCUGUUUUCCAUCUAAUUCACACAAUGGCAGCUUCCUUCUCCUGAAGCACCCUUUCCUUCCUCACUACCCCUUUCUUUGCAGACCCCUGCCCACUAUCCUUUUAUAUAUAGAGAUUCCUCUCCUCUACAAUCUAGAACAUCUUCUGACCAGUAACUGUUGCAUUCCAACUGAACUUAAGCAUCACAGGCUCCUCCUCCCUUUCUGCAUAUGGAAUCCCCACUGCCCAAUCAACAUGAUGUUUCUGCUCUCACAGGCUCCUCUCUCCCCCCCCCCACCCGCAUAUGGAAUCACCAUUGCCCAAUCACCACAGUGCUUCUGCUUGCAAACUCUCGCAAGAGCUGCCACACACAGGAUUAGCCACGGGUACGCUUUAGAGAAUUAUAUAUAGAGAUAAUCUGAAUGAAGAAAUAGAAGUAAAGUAGCAGGGGAACAUGUUCUGUUAUCUUGGCAUACAAAUUGAAAGAGAACAAGAUGGAGGUUAUCUUCUUCAUCAGGUACAAAAGAUAAAAGAUCUUGUAGAAUGUCUGGGUCUCACAGAUGCCAAGGAAGUCAGCACUCCAAUGGAAGCUAACUUUUUCAAGCAUAAUGCAAACAGUGAGCUUAUUCCAGGCAAUGGGCAAUAUAGGAAAGCAAUUGGGAAACGUCUAUAUAUUGCCACAGUAACAAGACUAGACAUUUCUUGUUUUUUUGGUUUUUUAAUAGUCAGUUGUGGCAACAAAUGGUUAAUUAGUGGAUUCAUACCUUCUGAAGCUUCAUUCAUCAUCCCCAGACUUUGAGGUGACUCUUGAAAUAUGACAGCAUGGCUUUUUUACCUUCACUAAAGACUUAUUGUCACAGUGAUCCAAUAAAACAUAUUAUCUCCCCCCUCUCUCCCAUUUCCUUGUGCCAUGGUCUGUUGUGGCAGCUACAGUGCAUGCAGUUAUACUUUUUAGAAACAGGAAGCCAGUUCAUUUUUUCUUCAGCGUUUUUUACUGACUGACAUUAGUUUAAGUGGUAAUUGUGGUGAUGGGUGACAGCAGACCACGGCUUUUGUAAUACUGAUAGAUUUUCAACAUGCCUUCGUCUCAGCCCAGCAAUUCAAUUUUUUCUCAAUCCUGUCCUGAAGCUAGGAAGAAUAGCUGGUAUUCUGUAGAAUGAAAUGUUCUGUAGGUCAAUAUCCGCUUGUGUAAAAUGUACUCUUAAUUUAACUUUUUCAUAUUUUGGAGAGUGCCAAGAUCUUAAAUAGCUUUCCAUAAACAUUGUGUUCAGGUGCAUACAAACAUGCCUUUAAACAGGGCUCACCAGGUGUUUCUCCUGCCAUAAUAUGUGCCUGGCUUCCCUCUGCCUUCACAAUGCAACUGACAGACGUACUUAAAAGUGUUUCAAAUGUUUAUUCAGUCAUCUGUCAUGUAUUCCAGCCCCCCACUUCAGGCAAUUGGUCAGACACUAUAUAAAUUGUAUUCAUGUACUCAUCCAUUUGUCAUUUAAAGAUAAAAUCAUCUUUAAAACCACUCUGGAAAUAGGUGGUUUGAAAAUUUGAACAUCACAGUUUGAAUUCUGAUGUAACAGAUGCUAUUGAAGUUUGAACUUUGAUAUCACAGAUGUCAGCCAAUCAGUCCUGUCCACAACCAACUUUUGCUGCACACUGAAGAACUCAUUUUUCAUGAAUUCCCAUUGUGGACAGGAAAUUCCUUGUCUGUACACACAACAGUGCAUGCAAUUUCACAGUGGCUUGGCCACUCAAAUAAUAUAUGUCAGAUUGUCUUUGUAUAUCUAAUAUGUCAUGUC